GGAGGGGUCUCUGGAUCAGCGGCCGGGGAGCCGCCCAGAGACUCGGUUUCUAGCCAGGAUUUCAGGGGGGCCCCUCAGUGAGGGCAGACGUCAGCCUAGCCGCACUUCCUAUGCAAGCAGAGCUCAGAAAACCCGAAAAUCUGCAAAGAGAGCGAAGCCCAGGAGGAGGAAAGGGCUCCAAGGAACCCUGUGGCACUGGGUCCCCUCAGGCACUGGUGGAGACCUGUGACUCAGUAGCAAGAACAAAAUUGGAAAUGUUAGCUUCACCAGAAGCUAAGGGCCUUGUCCCCUUCACUAGAGAGUCUUAUGAUCUUAUCAAACAACGUAUUGCUAAAAAUCACAAUGAGGAACAGGAAGAAGAGGAUUUAAAGGCAAACCCUGAUUUGGAAGUUGGCAAAAAGCUACCAUUAAUUUAUGGAAACCUUUCUCAAGGAAUGGUGUCAGAGCCCUUGGAAGAUGUGGACCCAUAUUACUACAAGAAAAAAAAUACUUUCAUAGUAUUAAAUAAAGACAGAACAAUCUUCAGAUUCAAUGCUUCCUCCAUCUUGUGCACAUUGUCUCCUUUCAGUUCUAUUAGGGGAACAACUAUCAAGGUUUUGGUACAUCCCUUAUUCUGCCUGUUAAUUUUAAUUAGUGUCCUGAUUGAUUGCAUAUUUAUGACCAUGACUGAUUUGCCAAAAUGGGGACCAGCAUUAGAGAAUACUUUGCUUGGAAUUUAUACAUUUGAAAUAAUUAUAAAACUCUUUGCAAGAGGUUUCUGGGCAGGAUCAUUUUCUUUCCUUGGUGAUCCGUGGAACUGGCUUGACUUCAGCGUGACUUUGUUUGAGUUUAUAACAAAAUGUAUACCUCUACACUACAUUCUAAUGCUUCAGAAGGCAAGAACCUUGAGAAUUUUGAAAAUUAUUCCUUUAAACCAAGGUCUGCGGUCCCGCAUGGGGACCCUGAUCCAUUGUUUGAAGAAACUGACAGGCGCCAUUAUCUUAACUCUAUUUUUCCUGAGUGUAUUUUCUCUAAUUGGAAUGGGGCUCUUCAUGGGCAACCUGAAGCAUAAAUGUCUGUGGUGGCCCCAAGAAAAUGAAAAUGAAACCCUGCCCAACAGAACUGGGAAUCCGUACUACAGUCGAGAAACAGAAAGCUUUUAUUACUUGGAAGGAGAAAUAAAUGCCCUCACUUGUGGUAACAGAACAGAUGCUGGUCAGUGUCCUGAAGGCUAUGUGUGUAUAAAAGCUGGCAUAAAUCCUGAUCGUGGUUUCACAAAUUUUGACAAUUUUGGCUGGGCCUUAUUGGCCCUAUUUCGGUUAAUGACGCAGGAUUUCCCUGAAAACCUUUAUCACCAGAUACUUUAUGCUUCCGGAAAAGUCUACAUGAUAUUUUUUGUUGUGGUAAGUUUUUGGUUUGCCUUUUAUAUGGCAAGUUUAUUCUUGGGCAUACUUUUUAUGGCCUAUGAAGAAGAAAAGCAGACAGCUACUGACAAUACUAACAAGACUGAACCAAACUUUCAAGAGACUGCAGAAGAACUUCAACAAGGAAAUGAAGCAGCUGAGACCACAACCACAAGAAUAGAAAUGAAGAAAAAGUCACCAACUUCCACAAAUGUAUCUUUGGAUAUGUUGGAAGAUGCUACCCUCAGAGAUAAAGAAGAACUUAAAAAAUCCAAGAAGAAAUGCCCAUUGUGUUGGUAUAGGAUUGCAAAACUUUCCCUGAUAUGGGACUGUUCUCCUUGUUGGUUGAAAUUGAAAGAGUUUGUUCACGGGAUUAUAAUGCACCCAUUUACUGAGCUUGUCCUUGCCUUAUGCAUAAUUUUAAAUGUAUGUUUUUUGGCCUUGGAACAUUAUCCAAUGAAUGAAGAAAUCAACAAUCUUCUCAGCAUUGGAAACCUGGUUUUUAUUGGAAUAUUUACAGCAGAAAUGAUUUUAAAAAUAAUCGCCAUGCAUCCAUAUGAGUAUUUUCAAGUAGGUUGGAACAUUUUUGAUAGUAUAAUUGUGUUCCUUGGCCUAAUAGAACUUUACCUAGCAAAUAUUCAAGGAAUCUCUUUUUUUCGAUUAUUCAGGAUGUUGAGGAUUUUCAAGUUGGGGAAAUAUUGGCCAACAUUUGAGAAUCUGAUGCUGACUCUCAUCAACUCACUGGCGGCCCUGGAGGACCUGGUUCUGCUGUUGUUCACGUUCAUCUUCUUUUCUGCUGUACUUGGCAUGAAGCUGUUUGGUCAGAGUUACGAAGAAGGUGUCUGUCGCAUAGACAGAGACUGUCUGGUCCCACGCUGGCACAUGUAUGACUUCCUCCACGCCUUCCUGAAUGUGUUCCGCAUGCUCUGUGGAGAGUGGAUAGAGACCUUAUGGGACUGCAUGGAGGUAGCAGGCCGAGCUUGGUGUAUUUCUUUUUAUAUGAUGGUCAUUUUAAUUGGAAACUUCUUGAUACUUUACCUCUUUCUGGCCUUGGUGAGCUCAUUUAGAUCAUACAAAGCUGCAACAACUGAAAAGAACAAUGAAACAAAAAAUCUCCAGCUUGCCCUGACAAGAAUCAAAACAGGAAUAAACCACGUGUUUCUUAAAAUAUUAUGCAAAAAACAAACUAUUCCGAAGGAGACAUUGGACCAUGCCCUUUCUGAAUUGAGCAACACCCAAGAUUUCCUCACGGAUAAGGAAAAACACAGUGGCACAGAGAAAACCACAGUGACGGAAAAUGAGAGUCAGUCACUUGUCCCCAGUCCUAGUGUCUCAGAAACUGUGCCAAUUGCUUCGGGAGAAUCUGAUAUAGAGAAUCUGGAUAAUAAAGAGAUUCAGAGCAAGUCAGGUGAUGGAGGCAGCAAGGAGAAAAUAAAGCCAUCUAGCUCAUCUGAAUGCAGUACAGUUGAUAUUGCUAUUUCGGAAGAAGAAGAAAUGGUCUGUGAACGUGACAGGCCAAAGCAUCUUAAAAAUGGUGACAGACGGACAUCUUCACUUGGUCAAAUCGGUAGAGAAUCCAAGAAAGGAAAAAUCUGGCGGAACAUAAGGAAAACCUGCAUAAAAAUUGUAGAGCAUGAAUGGUUCAAGUGUUUUAUCAGCCUCGUCACUCUGCUCAGCACAGGCGCUCUGGUUUUUGAGGAUAUAUAUAUUGAUCAGAGAAAGACUAUUAAAAUUUUAUUAGAAUAUGCUGACAUGAUCUUCACUUACAUCUUUAUUCUGGAAAUGCUUCUGAAGUGGAUGGCUUAUGGUUUUAAAGCCUAUUUCUCUAACGGCUGGUACAAGCUGGACUUCAUGAUUGUUAUUGUAUUUUGCCUUAGCUUAAUAGGCAAAUCUCAAGAAGAACUAAAACCACUUACUUCCAUCAAAUUCCUUCGGGCACUCAGAAUUCUAUCUCAAUUUGAAAGAAUGAAGGUGGUUGUGAAAGCUUUGAUAAAAACAACUUUUCCAGCUUUGAAUGUGUUUCUUGUCUGCCUUAUGAUCUGGCUGGCUUUUAGUAUCAUGGGAAUAAACUUACUUGCUGGCAAGUUCUAUGAAUGCAUUGACCCAACCAGUGGAGAAAGGUUUCCUAUAUCUAAAGUCGCAAAUAAAAGUCAAUGUGAACGCCUUGAAUUUAAUGAAUCCAUGCUGUGGAAAAAUGCAAAACUGAACUUUGAUAAUGUUGGAAAUGGUUUCCUUUCUCUGCUGCAAGUAGCAACCUUCAAUGGGUGGAUUGAUAUUAUGAAUUCAGCAAUUGAUUCUGUUGAAGUAGAUAUGCAGCCAGAUUUUGAAUUCAACAUCUAUAUGUAUUGUUACUUUAUCAGCUUUAUUGUAUUUGGAUUAUUUAUCCCUUUGAGUAUGCUGAUCAGUGUUAUCAUUACAAAUUUCAACAAGCAUAAAAUACAGCAGGGAGGAGCAAAUAUCUUUAUAACAGGACAACAGAGGAAACAGUACCGUGUACUAAAGAAGCUGAUGUGUGAAGACUCUCAAAGACCAAUACCUCGCCCAAGAAAUAAGUUUCAAGGAUUCAUUUUUGACUUGGUAACAAAUCCUGCUUUUAAUGUCAUCAUUAUGGUUAUUAUCUGUCUCCAAGCAAUAAUCCUUACAAUAGAAAGUGAUGAACAGAGUCCUGAAAAGGAAACUGCUCUCUACUGGAUUAACUCAACUGUUGUUCUGCUAUAUGCUAUAGAAUGUGUGCUGAAGCUCAUCUCUUUUCAUUGUUAUUAUUUCACCGUUGGAUGGAACAUUUUUGAUUUUAUGGUGGUCAUUUUCUCCACUACAGGACUACUUCUGCCUAUGACAGUAGGCCACUUCAUUGUGCCUCCUUCCCUGGUGCAGCUGAUACUCCUCUCACGGAUCGUUCACAUCCUGCGCCUUGGAAAAGGACCAAAGGUGUUUCAUGAUCUAAUGCUUCCCUUCCUGCUGUCCCUCCCAGCCCUGCUGAAUCUCAGUCUUCUCAUCUUCCUGGUCAUGUUUGUCUACGCCAUCUGUGGAAUGUACAACUUUGCCUAUGUUAAAAAGGAAGCUGGAAUUAAUGAUGUGUCUAAUUUUGAAACCUUUGUCAGCAGUAUGCUCUGCCUUUUUCAAGUUACAAUAUUUGCUGGAUGGGAUGGGAUGCUGAAGGCAAUUUUCAAAAGUGAGUGGUCUGACUGUGAUCCUGAUAAAAUUAACCCUGGAACUCAGGUUAGGGGAGACUGUGGUAGCCCCUCCGUUGGGAUUUUUUAUUUUGUCAGUUACAUCCUCCUAUCAUGGCUGAUUAUUGUCAACAUGUACAUUGUUGUUGUCAUGGAGUUUUUAAAUAUUUCCUCUAAGAAAAAGGUUAAGACCUUAAGUGAAGAUGAUUUUAAGAGAUUCUUUCAGGUGUGGAAGGAGUUUGAUCCUGAUAGGACCCAGUACAUAGACUCUAGCAAGCUUUCAGACUUUGCGGCCUCUCUUGAUCCCCCUCUUUUCAUGGCAAAACCAAACAAGAGCCAGCUCAUUGCUUUGGAUCUCCCCAUGGCUGUUGGAGACAGAAUUCAUUGCCUUGACAUCUUACUCGCUUUUACAAAGAGAGUUAUGGGUAACGAUGUGAGGGUGGAGAAAAUCCUCUCGGAGAUAGAAUCAGGGUUCAUGUUAGCCAAUCCUUUUAAGAUCACAUACGAGCCAAUUACAAGUACUCUGAAGCGAAAACAAGAGGCCGUUUCAGCGACGAUCAUUCAGCGUGCUUAUAAAAACUACCGCUUGAGGCAACAGGACAAAAACACAAUAAAUAUCCCUCAGAGAGAUGCCGAUAGAGAUGUUCAAGCUACCAAAGAAGGUGUCUACUCUGACAAAGCUGAGGAAAAGUCAACUAUUCAAAGCCAGACCUAAUCCCACUUGCCACCUCUUUACCUUCUUCAUAUAGCUCCAAAAUUGGAUGUUAAAAGUGUAAAUCAGAAAUUUAUAAAAAGAUCAGAGAAAGCAGAGAUAAUAAUCUCUUAUUUAUAAGCCAUGGAAGUUAAGCUUGUAUUCAUAAGACUCUGUGCUAAAUUCACUUUUUUGACACUAUGUAUUCAGUCUGACCAAACAGGAAAUACAACUCCGUAAUAUCACUGCAAUGAUUUAAAGUGGCCUGAGGUUUCCAUUUGGCAAUCCAAUCUUUGUUUUCUCUACGUGGCAUAUGGUGUGUCCCUCUUCUGGAGAAUAGGGGAAGGUGAUGAGAGAGAUUACAACAAAAGGGCCCUUCUUCCAUAUUUUAUUUCUAAUUUAGUGAGCUUCCAGGCUCACUUAGUUAUAAAUCAACAGAUAUUUUCUUAAUAUGGGAUGGUGAAAUGCUAUAGGCCAUUAAACCAUACACUUGCCUAAACAAAUACCAAUCAGGGGAAGAGAGAGGGUAGUUCUUUAGAAAGUGCCUUUGAAAUCAAUGACAGAGACUGUUAGGCUGGUUGAAACCACAUGGAAAAGGAUUGGUUGAAGUUCCAAGUUCAUUUUUGUUUUUUCUUGUUUUAUUCUAAUUAUUGGUACUGAAAUUAAUGUUGUUUGUUGUUCUCUGGCUUCUGUUUUCUCAUUCUUUGGAUAGUUCUAUCUAAGCUCUGGCUCUUGAACAGGAUAAAUCCAUAAAACAAGAAACAUAAAGGAAAGUACAGCUAAGGUACUAUAUUUUAGUACCUUAAAAUAUAAAGUAAUCUAUAUUUUCUUCAUUUUCCUCUCACUUACACUUCAUUAAAAGUAUACACAUCACUAAAAUAAUGUAUUGAUUAAACGUUAACAGACUCAAGCUUUACCCUAUGAUAAAACUGAUGUUUUUUUGUUUUGUUUUGUUUUUUACUGUUUAUCCCUAUUGUACCAGUGAGUAUGUAAGAUCUGGUCAUAAAUAACCUAAGAGUUCAGAGCUACCAUUAUGUCUAGGAACAUUCACAGUGUUUUGAGAGUUAUUUGAGAAACUGUGGCCACUUUAAAGUUUCACUAUACUUUAUAUUUCUUUAUUACUCAGAGAAGGAAGAUGAUCAAAGUCUGAGGACUAUGAAUGACAAGAUAAAAGUGUAAGAUUUUUGUUGUUUUAUAACAUUAGUGUAUAUAAGUUCGUUUUCACUUACACAUUUAUUAUUCCAAGAUUUUUUUAUUUUUGUCUCAUCACAAACAUAAUUACCCUAAAUAAUGUUAUAUUCUCAAAAAAACUUUAACAUCCUGGACAUUAGUUUUCACUAUUGAAAUCAUCUAUAAAGGAUAGGCACAAAGAGUUGUUGUUCAGCUUCUUCAUAUCAAUGCAGUCAUUUACCUCCAUGUAGUUUGAGUUUCUAUUAUUUACUCCAUCUCUAUGAUGAUUGAUUUCAAUGUGCCUAGAAAGUCCUAAGAGAGUCAAAAGGAACAUCUGUAUGCUACUGACUCAAAAUGACAUCCUUUAAAUAUAUUGAUAUUCAAUUACAUUUGUGUACCAGUAAUUAUAUUUCGUUUUGAAUGCAUUAUCUUGAGCCUUAACUGUUACAAUAUUUUUCUGCUCCUCAGAAAAGUAAUAACCUUACCAAGUUGCCUUUGGGGGAUCCCCUAAUUAAAUGUAAUUUCAGGAUUCUGUUUCUAUAAGCUUUUGUCUUUUUCCCCUCCUGCUCUCCGUGUGAUGGAGACCAGAGAGGAAUCAGUGUUUACUUGGUGACAGUGUGGCAGAUGGUGCUUUGUCUAAGCUUCUCAGUUUUCCAUUUCGGGGAAAUACAUUAAUGUAGAAACUGCUUCAGAUACUUAACUGAGUCAUAACUUGCUUCUGUAAAUUCCAUAAGGACAACAAACUGAUUUUACUUUGAAAAUCAUAGCUUUUAAGUAUAAAUUAGGUUUACCUUCUAAAAAUUGUAAAGAAUUAUUUUUAAGAAAGUCUUACAAUAUAUCUUACUUUUUAGAUAUUAUAAGAAAUAAUAAAUACAACCUGUUAAUCACACUAAGCUUUGUUUUGUUUUGUUUUCUUAAUUUUUAUUUGAUAAGCCAGAACGGGACAGUAAUAGAAUUUUUUAAAAUAAGCUUUACAUUAAAGUUUAUUCAUUUAUGCUAAAAAUUCAAACCUGGAAACACUUGUGUUUACUUAUAUCAACUUAAUUUUAUGAAAUAAAUGUUAGUUUAUCAGAGUCCCCUAGACAUUGACAGAAUGUACGAAGCACUUUUCUUAUUAAAAUCUUCACUGUAAUUUCACUGGGUAUGGUACACUGUAUUUCACUAUUAUUAGAAUUUGCUUUAUGAAAGAUAGUGGUGAGGUUAAAUUUAUUGAUACACUACUAUUAUUAAUUUCCACUUCUUCAAUUUUUUCUGUUUCACUAAUAAAUAUAAUAAAUUUGAAGUAAUUUUUAUUUAUUUUUUUCAAAUUAAUGUGAGGUUACAAAUUUUUAGGUUACAUUGUUCUCACUUCCAAGGAAAAGUUCAAGUUGUUGGAGAGCAUUUUACUCACAGGGCAUGCUGAACACCCUCAUAUUGUACAUGUUGGGUGAGAUCCCACCAAUUACUCUCUUUCAUCCUGCUGAUAACCCUCCCUACCCCUUGCUAGACUAUAUUUGUGUUUUGUCAUUCACAUGGGCAUCUAAUUGUUUAUAUAUUAGUAUUGAGUACGUUGGAUUAUUUUCCAUUCUUGAGAUAUUUUACCCAGAAGAAUGUGUUCCAACUCCAUCCAGGUAAACAUAAAAGAUGUCAAGUAUCCAUCUUUUCUUAUGACUAGAUAGUAUUACAUGGUAUACAUACGCCACAGUUUGUUAAUCCAUUUGUGGAUUGAUGGCCAUUUGGUUGCUUCCAUAACUUGGCAAUUAUGAAUUGAGCUGCA
Messenger RNA from Nycticebus coucang (slow loris), 8169 nucleotides. RefSeq names its product sodium voltage-gated channel alpha subunit 7 (gene SCN7A). The transcript is spliced from 25 exons. Gene Ontology annotation, cellular component: axon; voltage-gated sodium channel complex; plasma membrane. Lineage: Eukaryota; Metazoa; Chordata; Mammalia; Primates; Lorisidae. Gene Ontology annotation, molecular function: calcium ion binding; voltage-gated sodium channel activity. The coding region runs from base 111 to 5267 and encodes 1718 amino acids. The record is from RefSeq and is a predicted model, not a curated record. Gene Ontology annotation, biological process: sodium ion transmembrane transport; membrane depolarization during action potential; neuronal action potential.